Messenger RNA from Cheilinus undulatus (humphead wrasse), 598 nucleotides. RefSeq names its product arrestin domain-containing protein 3-like. The record is from RefSeq and is a predicted model, not a curated record. The transcript has 4 exons. NCBI's taxonomy places the organism in Eukaryota, Metazoa, Chordata, Actinopteri, Labriformes, Labridae. Gene Ontology annotation, biological process: protein transport. Gene Ontology annotation, cellular component: plasma membrane; cytoplasm. The coding region runs from base 1 to 591 and encodes 196 amino acids.
AUGGCCAUGCUGAGAGACAUAAAGAUUUCAGUGGAAUAUAAUCCCAUAAAUGAAAGAGACAUUUUCACCAGUGGGGAUUAUAUCUCAGGGAAAAUUUCACUUGAGCUGGCGAAAGACUGCAAAGCAGAGUCACUGACUGUACAACUGAAAGGAAAAGCAGAAGUCAAAUGGGCUGAAAAUCGUGGAAAAACAUUAAUAAUUUGCCACAGCAAGUUAAGAUACUUCCGGAUCCAGCAAGAUAUUAUUCAUGCAAAAAAAGGUAACAGUGUUAUCGACCAGGGUUGUCAUGCCUAUCCAUUCACCUUACAGAUACCUGCACAUGACCUGCUGCCCUCCUUUAAAAGCUUCUAUGGAAAGAUCGAAUACACUCUGGGAGCAAUUCUGAGGCGUUCGAAGAAAACCGACAUUAAAGCCAAGACUAAGUUUUCCCUCGUCUACAAUGGGGACCAAAACAGUCACCCAGCAGUGAUGGCUCCUCAGCAGCGGGCCAUUAAAGAGGAAAUGAAGGUUUUUGCAUCUGGAACAGUAGGAAUGGAUGUAAACAUAUCAAAAACAGGCUUCCAGCAAGGUGAAUUACAAUCCUGCAAGUGAAAAUGAU